This is a messenger RNA of Sphaeramia orbicularis (orbiculate cardinalfish), 4559 nucleotides long. RefSeq names its product Sp5 transcription factor a (gene sp5a). The coding region runs from base 2974 to 4101 and encodes 375 amino acids. Gene Ontology annotation, molecular function: RNA polymerase II cis-regulatory region sequence-specific DNA binding; DNA-binding transcription factor activity, RNA polymerase II-specific. The record is from RefSeq and is a predicted model, not a curated record. The transcript is spliced from 2 exons. NCBI's taxonomy places the organism in Eukaryota, Metazoa, Chordata, Actinopteri, Kurtiformes, Apogonidae. Gene Ontology annotation, biological process: regulation of transcription by RNA polymerase II.
GUGUUGAUUGAUUAGAACAUCAGCAAAACUGUUUUCACAGAAAGUCAACAUUCCUUUACUGUUUUAACAUAUGCCAUCAUUGGAAAAUAUUUAAAAAUGAAAAAAAGUAUAUGAGGAUAAAAUUAACCAGCAGUUUGUAGGAUUGAAUAAGUUUGCACUAACAGAGGAUGGUGUCACCUGUUGAACCCUUAAAAAUUGGUUCUGUCUGUUUUAAAGGCAGGAAAUUAAAUGAAAAUUGAAACUGAAUUAAAGUAAGAUAGAUGUUGAAAUGCAGACCACAUGAAAAUGACUGCUCCUCUCUUUGAACUCCUGGUGUUCUUUGUUUUUGUCUGCCUGCAGCUGUGAUUUUUUAGAGUAACAAAAUUUUUAUCUUCAUUUUAGUCUCACGUAGCUUCAUUUAAUAUUUUUUUGCAUGAUCACUUUUCUGCUUUUUUUAUCCUUCAAAUUACUGCAUUUAAAAAACUACAUGUAUGGUACUAACUGGUCCCAUAUUCAAGGCUUUGAGUGUGCAGGCAGGAAACUGGUGGGGGUCCUCCAAGUUAAUUUUCCUCUUGAAUGUUACAGGAAAAAAUUUCCCUUUAACGGUACAAGUGCUGUGGUGUCCCUGUAAAACUUCAGGCAUAGCCAUGAGACGGUAAAGGUUUGGAGCAAAUAAAUUACCUAGGGGACUGGACAUUGUGUCAGGCACACAGUCAUGAAUUUCAUACAAACUAUAUCAAAGUCCUGCUCAGCCAAAUCUGUCCCUCAGCUGGAGUGCCAUUGAGAUGCAUUAAAAUGUAAGAAGUUGCAUGUAAGGCUGAACCAAGAAUCUCAAAGGAAGAUAUUGAUAAUUUGGUAAUUCUGAUGGUUCUCAAAAUUCACGCUGUUGUCGCUUAUGGCAUAAGUUUGCAGCAUAAUUAAGUGCAUCGCAGUUAAUAAAUCAUGGUCAUUGUGUAAAAAUAUCACUUCUGCUUUUGGUUUGGUCUCUUUCUAGACCAUUAAAAAUAUAAAUUGGAGGAUAUGAUAUUUUUCUGACAUUUAAACUUUUAAGGCAUCAAUUAAUAGAUUUCACAUUGCUUCAUAAAUGCAAACUUGAAUUUGUGAUCUGUGUUGUCUAUGCAGUGCUUUGAGUUCGUGCAUGUUUUACACAAAAACACAUAAAUCAUCAGAGCCAUUCAACAACAGGUUAAUUAAUAGUUAAUAAGUAUUUACACGUGGUUUAGAUGAACAACCAGUUAUGGAUAAAAUCACUUUGGCAGGUGUAUCUCCUUUUAUAUUUGUGUCAUAAUGGUCAAAAAAAUAUAUAAUGCCUAUAAGUGAACUAUAAAGCAUUUAUUAAACAUUAAUAAGCCCAUUAGUUACACUUUAUCUAUAUAAUAAGUCACAACAAUAUUUCUCUACUGUAACAAAACUUCCACACUAAGAGCCUACAGUCUACACAGUUUUGUUUCAUGAUUUCUUGCUCCAAUUUUGCACAAAAUUUUUAACAACCCUCGUCUAUCAGCAUCGUUGCCAAUAGUUGCUGUAAACAAGGUUAAUCUCCACUAGUUUUUUUUAUCAGUCAGCAGUGUGACUACACCACUCCUGUAGCCACUUUUGUAGUUUAACAUGGCUCCAGUUCAGCCCAGCAGGACUCCCCCUUUCCCUCAUGACUGUGUGUAAAGCCGUGGGAGAGGACUGGGAACAUUAAUCCCUUCAAAGGAACAGAUCUAAUUCAGAAUCUGCCGCUCCAAACUAGUCGAGAGGACAGUGAUUGUUUCUGCAGGGAAGCCAGAUAAAGAUCAGAGAGUUGAUAUAGAAAGCUACAACAUCCAUUUUCUAAAUAAAGUUGACUAUUUUGCCUCAAAAAUCAGAAAGAUCCUGCACAUGUUCAUCAAACUAGACACGAUGAUGCGUCUAAUGUUUUCCCUUUGCAUUGUAUUUUACUGGCUGUUCUGAUGAAGUAGGCUAUGUCUUUUUUUCAACCUGAACUUCCUGUUUUAGAUAUUUCCACAUGACGAGUUCGCAAAGAAACAUAAUUGAGCCAUCAUCAUUUCAAGUGAUGCUUUUGUCACCUGGUUAAAACAAGUACUUCCCUAAUGCAUCACAUUAGUUAUAAUAAUAAUAGGAUUCAUGUGAAUGAGCUAUUGGGAUUUGUCUUUCUUCUGGCUCUUGUCAUUUCCAGGCUUAACAAAGUAAAACAAAUCUAAAUGUGGAGUUAGGUUCUGAUAAAAAACAAAUGACUGAGCAAAGGAGAAAUGAGUUAAAUAAUUCAGAGGGGGCAUAAUUAAGUGUUUAAUGCAGUGUAGUGGUUCAAAGACACAACAAAGAAAUGUGAUUCAAAUUAGAAAUGUAAAAGAGAUGCUGAUUCUUCAGAGAUGAGAACUUUGUGUUGAGUCACUUGAUUUGGUCUCUUUCCUCCAUCAAACAGCCAAGGCAACGCUCUUGGAGAUCUCCAGAGAUAACAAUGUCACAUUGUCACAUAGGGUUCUGCUACAAAUCCUUAAUUACAAAAAGAGGAUCAGAUGACUACAGCAUCCAAUACCGGGGUCUCCAGGCGGCAUGGGGGUCUUUGAUCAAGAAAAUCCAAUUAUUUGUGUAUAUACAUUUCCCACAUAGUGAUUACUUCAUUAAUUGUCCCGCCUUUAUCUCCUCCCUUCCCAUCCCCCCUAAUAAUCAGCUCCUUUAUCCAGACCAACAAACACACCAUAGGAGCUUUGUGGAUUCAAAGGAUUUGCUUUCCCCUCUCAAAGAGCCGCUAUUCUUUGAUGAUUGGGCAGCGGCAAACUUCAAAGUAAUAAAUCUUAUUUCUGACUGGCUGGCGGCCCACCAAAGUCCUUAUCAAAUUCGAAGAAGUGAUCCCUCACUCCUCAGAUAGUCCAAGGAUAUCUGCAAGAGAGGAAGCACGCACAGGGAAGACCUGCUCCGACACAUUUCUACGCGAAUGCACAAAUCCGUCUAAAUUAGCGCUUUUAUUUUUAUUUCUUUUCAUCGAGCGGGAGGAGGACUUUUACCAUGGCAGCAGUGGCUGUUCUGCGGAAUGAGACUCUCCAGGCUUUUCUUCAGGAUCGCACUCCAAACUCUUCUCCAGAGAACUGUAAACACUCUCCGCUGGCUCUCCUGGCUGCCACUUGUAACCGGAUCGGGCAUCACCACGGAUCAAACCCCACAGAUUUCCUCCAGGUCCCUUACGACCCGACUCUGGGGUCCCCUUCGCGUUUAUUUCACCCGUGGACUAACGAGGGCAACCCACAGAGCAGCCUAGCCAGCAACUCCACUUUCGGACUAUCCUCCAAGCCCCAGCUGUCUGCGCACAUCCAGACCUCAUUCAGCUCCCACCACGAACUGCCCCUCACCCCUCCGGCGGACCCCUCGUACCCCUAUGACUUCUCCCCGGUGAAGAUGUUACCCUGCUCCAUGCAGUCUCUGCAGUCCACCUGCCCCCCCACCUACGUCCCCGCCGUCAGUUACGCUGCGCCAACUCCUAUUCCGCCGGCGAUGCCAAGUUUUGUCACGGGACCGUCCGGCCUCGUGCACCAGCAGCAGAGACAGUUGUCCCCAAACCCUGGGGAGGAUAUUCCGUGGUGGAGCCUCCAGCAGGGGAACCAUGUAAGCCACUCUUCCACUCUCGGCCCUCAUCGCUUCCAGCUGCAGAGAGGUUUAGUUCUGGGACAUACGGACUUUGCGCAGUAUCAGACGCAAAUCGCGGCUCUCCUGCACACUAAGUCCCCUCUUGCAACUGCGCGGCGGUGCAGGAGGUGCAGGUGUCCGAACUGCCAGUCCUCCACAUCCAGCGACGAGCCUGGGAAGAAGAAACAGCACAUUUGUCACAUACCGGGUUGCGGGAAAGUUUAUGGCAAAACUUCGCACCUCAAAGCGCACCUGCGGUGGCACUCUGGAGAGCGGCCGUUUGUGUGCAACUGGCUGUUUUGUGGCAAGAGUUUCACCAGGUCGGAUGAGCUGCAGAGACACCUGAGGACUCAUACGGGGGAGAAGCGCUUUGUUUGCCCGGACUGUUGCAAGAGGUUCAUGAGGAGUGACCACUUGGCAAAACACGUCAAAACUCACCAGAACAAAAAGACCAAGUGCCACGACAAGACACUCGAUCAUGUCAAAAGGGAAGACACGAGGAAUAUGUUGUAACACACCUUUAGUCAUUUCAGACAGUAGGAAUCACUAGUGCAAUACAGUUCUACACUAGUUCAAGUACACAGUGAGCUGCAUUUUUACUAGGGAAGUUUGUUUAUUUUGCUGGUUAAAUUCUUACAUAGUUUCUAACAUUGCUGGUCUGUGUAGCACAUUUUUGUAUAUAUAUAAAGUUUCAUAAGUUAAUUUGGGACCAUGGAGAAGUUAUAACUCAUGAGUUUGAAUUCACUGUCUAUAUCAUAUCAAAGAAGACAAGUUUUCAACUUGUGUUUUUGAUCAUUGUCUUCGGUGGAAGAUUUCACUCCCCUGUAAAUUAUAUUUAAUAGCUUUUGUUGAAUGAAAGUGUCCGUUUUUUGCUCCAUAUGGGGUGUUUUUAAGCAUGCUCUUGAAAAGAUCUGCUAUUGUUGAUAUGACCCAAAUACUGUGUGAGAAUAAAGAUUAUAACAUUUUCCUCA